Molecule: messenger RNA, 1185 nt
Organism: Neltuma alba
Lineage: Eukaryota; Viridiplantae; Streptophyta; Magnoliopsida; Fabales; Fabaceae
Product: glycosyltransferase BC10-like
Exons: 2
Coding region: 1-1185 (394 amino acids)
Cellular component (GO): membrane
Molecular function (GO): glycosyltransferase activity
Source: RefSeq, a predicted model, not a curated record
AUGGGAAAUGAACUGAAGAACCCUCCAUUAGUCGCCCAGCUUUUAGGCUCCAAGUUAACGUUUAUCCAUCUUCUUCGUUUUUUUUUCUUUGUAAUAGGAUUGUCAUUAGGUGUCACAGUCAGUGUUUACUACAAAAGCUUCUCAUUCAACCUACAAGAACUUUGCCUUUCGUCACCACCAAGGCUGCUGGAACCGCCACCGCCGCAGCCGUGGAUUCAGCCAAGUGUGAGUGGAUCUGCAUUAUAUACCCAGCAGCCUCUCAUGCACAGUAUGGAUGAUGAAGAGUUGUUCUGGCGAGCUCUAAUGGUUCCUAGAAGGAAGAAAUUCCAGGGUGAGCAUGCUCCUAAGAUUGCUUUCAUGUUCCUGACCAAGGGACCUCUUCAUCUUUCCCCCUUGUGGGAGACGUUCUUCCAAGGACACCAAGGGCUCUACACCAUAUAUGUUCAUACUCAUCCUCUGUUCAAUUGGACAGUGCCUGUGGAUUCUGUCUUCUACAGAACAAGAAUUCCAAGCAAGGCAAUAAAAUGGGGACAAGCUUCGAUGAUAGAUGCAGAGAGACGCCUCUUAGCCAACGCUCUUCUUGACUUCUACAACGAGAGAUUUGUGUUACUUUCAGAGACCUGCAUUCCUCUAUUCAACUUCACCACAAUAUACAACUUCUUAGUUAACGCGAAUCAGGGCUUCGUAGCCUCGUAUGAUGAUCCAAGAACAACUGGGCGAGGCAGAUACAAUCCAAAGAUGGCACCCACAAUAACAAUUUCUGAUUGGCGUAAAGGGUCCCAGUGGUUCGAGAUGAAUAGAAAAAUGGCCAUUGAGACAGUAUCUGACACCAGCUACUAUCCCAUUUUCAAUGAGCUGUGUCGUCCUCCAUGUUAUUCUGAUGAGCAUUAUAUCCCUACGUUGAUCAGUAAGUGUUGCUCACUUGAGAACUCGAACAGAUCCAUCACUUGGGUCGAUUGGUCCAAGGCUGGGCCACACCCUGGGAGAUUUGGAAGAGCCUCGAUCUCACUUGAGUUCCUGAACGAUAUAAGGUUUAACUGCACUGCUCCUCAUAGACUCAAUUCCAGUAAUGCUUCUUCCACCUCUAUGUGCUUUCUUUUUGGUAGGAAGUUUAUGUCAGAUGCUCUUCGUCCUUUGCUGCAGAUUGCACCUAUUCUUCUCGGCCUUAAUUCUUCACAAUUCUGA